This is a messenger RNA of Peromyscus californicus insignis, 643 nucleotides long. RefSeq names its product ribosomal protein L36a (gene Rpl36a). Gene Ontology annotation, biological process: translation. The transcript is spliced from 5 exons. The record is from RefSeq and is a predicted model, not a curated record. Gene Ontology annotation, molecular function: structural constituent of ribosome. Gene Ontology annotation, cellular component: cytosolic large ribosomal subunit; ribosome. The coding region runs from base 210 to 545 and encodes 111 amino acids. NCBI's taxonomy places the organism in Eukaryota, Metazoa, Chordata, Mammalia, Rodentia, Cricetidae.
UUAAUCCUUGCUCCCGGCGUAGACAGUACUAUCCCAGAGUACAUCAAGGCUCUGGCAAGAUCUCGAUGUACCUAAGAAAUCUAGCAUUGCCGAGAGCGACACACAGGGAACCGAGUUAUGGGCGGAAGAAUUGAAGUGAUGGGUUGAUUUAGCUGUGGGUGGAUACGCUGUUUGAUGGCGCGUGUGACUGGACCAACUUUUAGAUCUACAUGGUCGAUGUGUUUUUAGUGAACGUUCCUAAGACCCGCCGGACGUUCUGCAAGAAAUGUGGCAAGCACCAACCCCAUAAAGUGACCCAGUACAAGAAGGGCAAGGAUUCUUUGUAUGCUCAGGGAAAGCGGCGCUAUGACAGGAAACAGAGCGGCUAUGGUGGGCAGACUAAGCCUAUUUUCCGCAAAAAGGCUAAAACGACAAAGAAGAUUGUGCUGAGACUUGAGUGUGUUGAGCCCAACUGCAGAUCAAAGAGGAUGCUGGCUAUUAAGAGAUGCAAGCACUUUGAACUGGGAGGCGAUAAGAAGAGAAAGGGCCAGGUGAUCCAGUUCUAAGCUGAUCUUGUUAUGAAGACAGUAAAAUCAUGAGCUUGUACUCACCUCUUACGAUUGCAGUUGGUUUUGGGGGAGGGAAUAAACAAAUUCUCUGAGUU